AUGGAUCACCCGGUACAUCCCCUCCUGACUUUGCAGCCUUCAGAGGUUCGUCGUGCAAGCCAGAUCAUCAAAAAGCAAUUUCCUAACCAGCAAGUUUCAUUUCGCACUAUUGCUGUGAAAGAGCCGCCCAAAAAAGAAGUCAUCGAGUUCCUAGAGGCAGAGAAAACACGGCAACCCUUGCGAUAUCCAGCCCGUCGCCUGUAUGUCAGCUACCAGUUCAGAGGGAAACCCGAAGAAUUUGAAGACAUCCUGGAAAUCAAUAGCGGAACGAUUGUUUGUCAUCGGCAGCUUCCGCAUGGCGUGCACAUAUCUUCCUCCCAAGAGGAUAUGCUUCCCAUCCAAAAUCAAAUUCUGGACGAUCCGCUAGUUCGAAGGGAAAUUGUAAGAUUGAAGCUACCUCGCAACUCCAAAGUGAUAUCAGAGAUUUGGCCUUAUGGAAAAGAUAACGAUCGCCCAGAGCCGAAACGCUAUCAGGUUUGGUUCUAUCUGAAUUCGAUAGACCCCGAGGCACAACGACACCCGUCUUCCAAUUUCUUCGCCCACCCGUUGGAUUUUUCCGCCGUGGUUGACCAUGUCACGAAGAAGGCCAUUCGAAUUGACAGGUUGCCGCUUGGUAGGGAGCUGGAUAGUAUUUCAGGAGAUAACGACUCAUGGCAGCCGAAUCCGGAUGCAGAAUACGCCACAGACUUGCAACCGUCUAUUCGCAGGGACGUUAAACCUAUCCGCAUCCAACAACCCGAGGGCGUGAGCUUUAGGGUAGAAUCAAACGAUCAGGUUGUGCAUUGGCAAAAGUGGCGGUUUCACCUUGAUUUCAACUGGCGCGAGGGUGCCGUGCUCCGCGAUGUCAGCUACGACGGUCGCCCUGUGUUUUACCGUCUCUCCCUGGCUGAGAUGACCGUUCCUUAUGGCGACCCGCGCUCCCCGUUUCAUCGUGAACCUGUAAUAAAGAAGAACUGCAUAUGCCUACAUGAGGUAGAUACUGGUAUCGGCUGGAAACACACGAACUAUCGAAAUGGUCGAGCUGAAGUUACCCGGGGUCGUGAGCUUGUUAUCCAAACAAUCAUGACUAUCGCAAAUUACGAAUAUAUUCUUUGCUGGAUUUUCGAUACAGCCGGGGCUAUUCACUAUGAGGUCCGCGCCACCGGUAUUAUGUCUGUGGUUCCUGCAGACCAAAGGGAAGACCUGACCAAACUUGACUACGGCAUUAUUGUCUCUCCAGGCGUCAUGGCCCCAGCCCAUCAACACCUAUUCUGCCUUCGCCUGGACCCUGCCAUAGACGGCUACGCCUCGUCUAUUGUGAAAUACGAAGAGACCAUUCCUGAACCGAUGAACUCUCAAACAAACCCCUAUGGUGUGAUGUUUCGUGUCAAAGAAACUCCAAUCACCGAAUCCGGGCACUUGGACCUUAAUCCGGCAACAAACAGAAUCGUCAAAAUCGUCUCCAAUGACCACCGUAAUCGGGUCACGGAGCACCAAACUGGCUACAAAGUUCUCGUUCCGCCCACUCAAACUAUUCUCGCGGAUCCAAAGUCCACACACUUCCGCCGUGCCGCGUUCGCAGACCACCAGUUCUACUUCACUAAACAAGACGAUAACGAAUUGUACCCAGCAGGCGAAUUCCCAUGGCAAUCAAUCGGGGGCCUCAAGGAGGACACUGGUUUACGCCAGUGGGCCGCGAGAAAGGACCCCUUGAGACCUGGAAACGGUGUGGUCUGGGCGAUCUUUGGAUUAACUCACAAUCCAAGGCCAGAAGAUUGGCCAGUUAUGCCGUGUGAGGUAUUCCGUGUCGCGAUUAAACCUAGCCACUUCUUCGAGAAAAAUCCGGCUUUGGAUAUGCCUGCCAGCGAACAGCUGGUUAAUCAGAGCACGCUGGUGAAGUCGGAGAAACACAAUGCGCUGACCUUUGACGGAUGUUGCCGUGCUAAAUUGUGA
This is a messenger RNA of Uncinocarpus reesii 1704, 1932 nucleotides long. RefSeq lists its product as uncharacterized. Bases 1 to 1932 code for a protein of 643 amino acids. Gene Ontology annotation, molecular function: copper ion binding; quinone binding; primary methylamine oxidase activity. The transcript is spliced from 3 exons. The record is from RefSeq and is a predicted model, not a curated record. Gene Ontology annotation, biological process: amine metabolic process. Lineage: Eukaryota; Fungi; Ascomycota; Eurotiomycetes; Onygenales; Onygenaceae.